AACAAAUUUUUGCUGUGUUCACAUCAUGGAUAAAUACAGUGUAAUACGAAACUAAAUCUCCUCACAUAAUGGAAGUAGAACUUGGCUCUGGAAGAACUUUCACUUUAUUUCUGAAUAAAACGAGAACUUAAAGAAGGAACAAAAUGGAUUCAGUAGAAAACAAUGAUUUGUGCUUGCCAGAGCCUUUACUUUUUUUAAAAAAAGAAGCAAGAAAACCCCAGCAAUAGCACAAUAUACAAAUCUCCAUUUUGUUCAAUUUAUUCUACAAGUGUAUGUUUAGUUUCUGUUAAGUAUUGGGAUGGCUAAAUUGAGCAGGGCGAGCUGGAAUCCACUCUUCACCGCAAGAAACUUUGACGUUCGCGGCAGUGCAUCCCAGCUGCAAGAGCGCUGAGCAGCGACAUGUGAACGAUCACGUAUACGGAAAUUACCGAUAGAUGCCGAACGAGUUGCAGUCGCCAUUUUACUUGGGAGUGAGCAGUGUCUAAUAAUUGUAUUUUGUGGCUGAAAUAUUAUCUUACGACAAGUGGCAAUAUUUAUGCGGGCAAACUACAAAUGGCUUGCCUCGUUACAUUAAAACAAGAAAUUAAGACAUUAGAGACAGUUUUUCCGAAAAACCAUGAGAGAUUUCAGAUAGUGUCAGCAAGUGUAGACGAAUUGAACUGCAGAUUCGUGGGGAAAAAUGGAAAGAAAUACGAAAUUCAUGCGAACAUUACUGAAACAUACCCUUCAACACCACCAGUGUGGUUUGCUGAAUCUGAAGAAACCAGCGUAACAAAUGCUGUUCAGAUUCUCAGCAAUACUUCAGGCAGAGAUAAUCACGUGUUGAAUCAGGUGAGCAUAUUAUUGAGGGAGCUAUGUCGCCUUCAUUGUAUCCCAGAACCAGCAGACAUUGCUUUGCUCACUAUGCCAAGUCCACCUGGUUGUUAUCGCCUACCUGAACGUUUAGAGGAAGAACGAGACAUGGAAGAUGACGAUGAUGAAGAAGAAGAGGAGGGCGAAGAAGAUCUGCAUCUUGAAAUGGACGAAGGAGAAAAUGUAUCCAAGAACAAAACUGAUGAAAUGGAUACUGAGCAUUUGGCAACAUUGGAAAGACUUCGUCAAAACCAGAGACAAGACUAUUUGAAAGGCUCUGUUUCUGGAUCUGUCCAAGCCACUGAUCGUCUAAUGAAGGAAUUAAGAGAUAUUUAUCGGUCUGAUAGUUUCAAAAAAGGCAUGUACAGCAUUGAACUAGUAAACGAUAGUUUAUAUGAAUGGAAUAUACGCCUCAUGAGCGUGGAUCCUGAUUCACCAUUGCAUAAUGACCUAGUUCUGCUCAAAGAGAAGGAAGGCAAAGACAGCAUUCUUCUCAAUAUGACUUUUAAGGAAACCUAUCCUUUUGAACCACCAUUUGUACGUGUGGUUCAUCCCAUAAUAUCAGGUGGCUAUGUGUUAGUUGGAGGUGCCAUCUGUAUGGAAUUACUCACCAAACAGGGCUGGAGCUCGGCUUACACUGUUGAAGCUGUAAUAAUGCAGAUUGCAGCCACUCUUGUGAAGGGCAAGGCACGCAUCCAGUUUGGGGCUGCCAAGAGCCAGUACAGUUUGGCACGAGCUCAGCAGUCUUUCAAGUCCCUGGUGCAAAUUCAUGAGAAAAAUGGUUGGUUCACUCCACCAAAGGAAGAUGGCUAAGUUCUUCCAGCCUUUUGGCAGGCCUGACACACGAGCCUAGAGACUGAGGAGCUUCGUGACGCUAAUGCGGGUUCCAUUCAUCAAAAUCUGUUCUUUUUUUUUUCCCUUUUUUUUCUUUUAUUUUUUUUAAAAAAAGACGAGAAACUUAUGCUAAGAAGUGGAUGUUCUGUGUGUCUGGACCAUGCUACAAGUGUGUUAGUUUUGUUGACGUUAAGUUAUAUAAGAAGCAAUGUUUCUAGCUUCGUGUUUAAGGCAGUACGUCGCACACAAGACAUUUAUUUAAAUGUGGUGAUUUUGUUAGGGAAAUGUAUAAUAAACAGUUCGGAAAGUGACAUAUUUCUGUCAUCAUAGCAUUUCUUUUACUUUCCUUUUACUUUGUGUUGUUGAUGAAAGGGACAAUGUAACUUAGGUUGUCCUGUGUCAUCUUCAUUGUAAAAAUGUUAAUAAGCAUUCUUAUUUGGUAUGUGGAAAAAAUUUUAAGGAUACUCUAUCUUCUCUCUGAAGUUAUGAAGACAUAAUGUAGAAGGACAAUACAACUUUUUUUAGCAGGGAAGAGGUGAAGUUUCUGUAACAUUGAUCCUGUCAAGACAUUCCAAAAGUCUAAAUGGCAGCAAGUGUGUUGGAUGUUUCAACGUGGAGCUGAAAAAUAUUUUGCAUAAGUUUUCAUCGAAUUGAAAUAUAUUUCUGCUAUCAAGUUAUGAUCCAGACAAAGACCGAUAAAAUUGAAAGUGGCACUUAUUGUUUUAUUAACUAAAAAGAAUUUGUUAGUGAAUUUGUGGAUGUGGUGAGUGCAUUUUUCCCUUACACGCUAUCUAAUAAAUUUUUUUUGUUAAAUUAGCUACUUGUAAACUGCAAAACUGUUAGACGUUGGGUCACAAACAAUUAAAAAUGUCCCUAAUGUUAACAAAUUACUACAACUCUGCAAGUGCAGUUAAACAAGAACCAAAAAAGAAGAUGUAUAUUGUGCACUUUUUUGUUUCAUAAUUACAAUGUCAUGUAUGAAACUUUCUAUGAGCCAGGUAUGUGGUUCUUUUGAGUCUUUGGAAAAAAAGGUCUAGAAUGUAAACUAGCAGAAUAUACACCUACUUUCUGCAAACAAAAAAAAAAAAAGUGAAGUAGUUGUAAGUUGCUUUGUAAAAUUGCAAUUCUUCCAUUAUGUGCUCAACUGAUAAGGCAUCUGUGGAUUUGGGAUGAUUUCUAGCCAACUUAACUAGUUGACUAUGUCUUGAGAGCCAGUAUACGUCCGUUGUAGCAGUUUAAAUUUUUUAUUUUCUUUCAAUUUGCACAAUCCUUUUUUAUACAUUGUAAAAGUAGUUGGUAAAAUAAAGCUUAAUGAUUUGUUUAAAGCUUUAGUUUCCACCGUUACUGAUGGGAGGAAUAAAUCUGUUAUGUGCUGAAGAAAGCUCAUUAUCUGUAGUUUCAUUAAUGUGGUAUGUGCUGUGUGUGUAUAAUACUAAGCCUCAUUUAUUCAUAUUUCUUAAUACUUAUGCUCGACCAAAAGCUGGAAUAUAAAUGAUUCAUGUUUGCAGUGAUCAGCUUAGAUUAUUCUAAAAUAAUUUGGAAUUCAACAGUGUAGCAUGCCUAAUCACAAUACGGUGUGCUUUUUCAGUGAAAAUAAUGAUCACUGAAAGAGUUUUAAAUUUUCUGGCAGGUCAGGGACUCGCAAUGAUGAUCUGUUUAAUCCAUAAUAUAUGUUAUAAUCUUGCAACACAAAAUCAGACCAACAUACUGUUUCAUUUUCUGUAUUGUUUAUACUUUAAAAGUAGUGUCGGAAAAUAAAGAUUUUUAGAAUAAUUUUGAAGGUGACUGUGUUUUAGAAAAGUGUGAUGCCUGCUUCCACAAGCUAAUGAGUCUUGAGUAAUCAAUGCAAGAACUUGUCUGCAAGUUCUACUUCUAGAUUUGCUCUCUGCCUUUGACAACAUAAAACAAUGUCGAUUUAUAUUUACUAGUAAUGCAAUAUCAAAUCUAAGGAAAGCAAAAAUAUUCUUGUGGAGUAUCCAGUGUAGAAUGAAAAGAGUAACAUUCUUGAAUGAACAUUACUGGUGAAUUUUCAACAGCCUAGAAUUAUAAUUUUGAGGAAAGAUAAGUUGGUAAUUCAUUUUGCUGUCCUUCACACUUCAGCAAAAGCAAUUUUGUAAUAGUUAUGUAGAUAACUACAUAAAAUAGUAUUAAAUUUCACUUAAAAGUUAUAAUCGAAUGCUAUGCAAUGUAAUGUCUCAAAAUAUAAUUCUAGGCUUCAUUAAUCUUCUCUCAGCAUUGUUUUAGUCAAAGUACAUUCUUUUGAUCAAGUUGUAUUGGAUCUGUUUGCUGAUCUAUUUUUGAAGAAAUGGUUUGUUUUGGGGUAUUAAUGAAUGUGAAUACCCACAAUGAACAUGCUUCUGAAGUGUAUAAUCCUUUCUGAAUGAACAGACUAAACAUACGACAGACAGAUUUUUUCCAAGUAGUACUGUCUUGUCUAUGUUUCAAAUGAAAAGUAAUCCACUUGAGUUAACAUUUCAUUUUGAUUAUGUAGUAUCUGUGUGAAAUUUAAAUUAGGAAAGUUCAUUUCCAAUACUUAUUUAAUUAUUUUCAAUUCUAGGAAAAUGGGUUACACCAGUGAAGAAUAUUAUAACUCACAUUUCCAGUGAGGAUGAUAGGCAUUGUUGGAAAAAAUGUUCAUGUAGUGUUAAGUUUGGUUAAACUCAUUUGUAGGUAUUGUGUGAUCAGUUGAUUUGUUGCACUGUUGUUUGAUGUGAAUACAAUAUUAUGUUGAUCACCAAUGCUAUAUAUUGAUUGUAUAGUCAAAAAAAUUAAUUUGAAAUUGAAUUUCUGAAAUUCUGUUUUCAUAUGUAAUAUCUAUUAUUUUAGUAUAUUCUCCAUCUGCCUGGUGUCUUCCAGAUUAAUUUUCUUUGUAAAUUAAUUUGUUCUUUAAGGGUGUGUAAUUGAAAUUAUGUAACCCAAAAUUAUUAUUCUUAAAAAUGUGCUUCAGAGAAACAGUUCUGCUUAAGUAAUAAAUUUUAUAAAUCUUACCUUUUCAGGACUGCACAUUGUGUGAUAUUGGAAAAUAUCUUGAAUUAACUAAAAUCAUUGCAGUGUAAUGUGCCAAUCACAGCAUUUAGUGUAGAAAUUCAUCAGUGAAUGUCUGAUGUAUUCAGAAGGUGUAUAUUAGUAGUAUCAGAGGGGAAAUUAAUGCAACUUACGGGAAAAUUAAUUCUUGCUGUGAAGGACACUUAUUUUCUUCUUAGGUAUAUUGCAUGUGAAAACGUAUCAUAAACAAUUUUAACUUUAUUUAGUUUAGCAAGGGUUUAUGGAAAAUCUUUUAUUUGAUGUUAUUACUGUUUGUAUUAUUUAAACAUAUAUUUGUGUUUGUGAAUACUGAACACUUGUGAGUUAUCAGAAAACGCUGUAUGUUAUGCCUGACUUCACUUAAUAGUUAUUGAAUAUUGAUAAUUAUGUUUGGUGUUAGUUCAUAAGUCACCAUGAUGUUCAUAAGGAUGUUAUGAUGGUUAAAAUGGCUGUUUAGAUUUUGAUUAAUUAAUGCAUGAAAAACCCUCUGGCAACUAAUUGACAUGGGGCCAGUAUUUGUGCGUGCCAUGGUCCUUGGAAAGUUGUGUGUAAUUCCACCACUGUGUCCUAUUGCAUAGGAACAGGAAAAUAAAAACAAAUAUACCUCCUGUUGACAUUUAAAAGCACUGUCUCAUCUUUCAAAUUUGCUUAUCUCUUACACAUGACUCCUUACUGACUUAUGCUUAAGGGCAAGUAAGAUUCAAAACAUAACAAUUAAUUUUUUGCAAAAGUAUGGUGAGACAGUGUGGAAUUAUCUCACCAAUAUUAUUGCAUGACUGAGUUCCUAGUUCUGGGUAUUGCCAAAUAUUCUGGGUACACAUUAUUAGAAUUGACCCUGCAUUUUGUUCCUGUGAAGGGGAUAGAGUGGUUUUGGGGGAAAUAGAUAAUUUUUCAGAGGGUUUCUUAGGUGUUUCUAUUCUGGGUGAACAAUAUUGCACAUAAAAAGGCCGGAUAUGUUUUAGUGCUUACUGAUACAUACAUUUGUAGUUUGAGUUUGCAUUUCCAGGCUGUUAGAAACUCAGUCAUUCCCUUGGCUUCUGUGAAGUUGGUACUACCUGUGGAUAGUAGAGCCCUUCCAAUCUGGUUUUACAGGCUCAUGAGAUUCUUGUAUUUGGCUCCAACUUCUGCAAGGUCUGCAAUUACUGAUUAGUGUUCCAGUGAAUUUACUGAGCAGUAACAAUAUUUAAUAGUAACAUUGGAUCGUACAUGUUCUAGGUGACCUAUACAGGCAAUGGGAUUCAGCAGAUUCUAGCGUUUGUGUGAAUAUUUCUUGUACAUAGAUGAAUCCAUUUGAAUUCAUCUGUGAAGAAGAAGAAGAGAGAAUAAUAAAGAAAUUUGGUUUCAUCAUAGACAUUUAGAUAACUUUAGUGUUAACUUGUAUUUCACUAAUGUAAAUUACUUAAAGAAUGUCUCAAAUUCUAGAAAUAAAAGUUAACAUUGGAGCAUCUUGGUGUUUUACCAUCUUUUGUCACACAGAGGAGGACUGAAAUGAUGAAGAUCGUGAAACCUGCAGAAAAAGCAUUGUACAGAGUACUUUUUAUAUGAAUUAUCUUCUCAUAAUACAUCUCUACCAUUUGUAUAUCCAUGUUUAAAUUAUUAGAUUUGUUACUAUCUUUUAAUCGGUUUUGUGAAUAAUUUUUCAGUUUGUGAAUCAAGUGUUAGUUGACAUGUUUCACAAAUUGCAAUUUCUUUUGGAAGACUCAGGUUAUCUUCUCUCAGUUUUGUAAAUUAUGGGUUGUGUUGGCAGUGAAAUAGAAUAUAAGAAAAUCUUUUGUGUAACUCACUUCAUCCUCAUCCUGUAUCCUUCAACUUCUUUAGAAAUUUGUACCAUUAAGAGAUAGAUAAAGAAUCUUUAAAAUGUUGCAGAAGGUCAAAAUAAUGUUCCAAAAUUUUGUUUUGUUUUUAAAACAAUGCUCUCCCUUUCCCCCUCAGUAACAAGUUUCAACACUGACAUUUAAUUGCCAAUGCUCCCUUAUUGUUUUUAACAAUUGCGUCAUUAUUUUCAUAAACGCGUGAGAAUGAAAGCCUUA
Messenger RNA from Gryllus bimaculatus (two-spotted cricket), 6740 nucleotides. The record is from the annotation of a GenBank genome assembly. NCBI's taxonomy places the organism in Eukaryota, Metazoa, Arthropoda, Insecta, Orthoptera, Gryllidae.